Columba livia (rock pigeon) is the source of this 3881-nucleotide messenger RNA. RefSeq names its product proline rich transmembrane protein 3 (gene PRRT3). The record is from RefSeq and is a predicted model, not a curated record. NCBI's taxonomy places the organism in Eukaryota, Metazoa, Chordata, Aves, Columbiformes, Columbidae. The transcript has 3 exons. The coding region runs from base 24 to 3713 and encodes 1229 amino acids.
GCGCUGCAGGCAGGUUCCCCGGGAUGCGGCGGCCGCACCGGCCCCACUCCGCUCCCGCACCGGCCGCUGCCCGGCCCGCGGCGCAGCCCCGCCGGCUCCCGCACCGCGGAAUCGCCGCUGCCGGGCGGUCCCGGCGCCGUUCCCGGCCCGGCGGGGCUGAGUCGCGCGCGCGGCGGGAUGCGCCGGCCCGGGCAUCCCCGGGGAGGCAGCCGGGAUGCGCCAAGGUGAACGGUGCGCGUCAGAGCGGAGCCACCGGCAGCGGGGCCACCAGCAGCCACACCGGGGAGGAGAGACACCGCGGGGAGGGGGACAGCGGGAUGCUGGCGUUAGGGAUCACUGAGCACCGAGGGCCACCAGCACCGCGGGGACUGGGAUGGGGAAGGUUGGGAAUGGGCCCAAUCACAGCAGGGACACCGGGGGUGGGGAUAGCAGAAAUAGGGACAGCCAGGACCAGGGGACAGCCAGGAACCUGCGGGGACAGGGACAGCUGGGAACACGGUCCAGGGCCAGCCUGGGCAGCGUCAGCCCAGCCGCUGGCUCCCUCCCUGGGCAGUGGGUUGCCGUGGGCACAGCAGCCCCACAGCCAGUACUUUGAGUCCCCCCGGGGCAGCCACCGUGGGUCCCCGCUCACCGAAUCCCCCCAUUCCCGCAGGGCAAGCUGGGUACUCACCAUGGCUGUGGCAUGGCUCAUCACCUGGGUGCUGCUCCUGGCUGCCGGCGUCGCUGCUGUGGUCCAGGGGACACUGUUGGCACAGCUGUCCCCAGGUGGGACCCUGCAGCAGGGUAGAGACCCUCUGCAUAGCCCUGCCUGGGGACAGCCCUGGCCAGGCCUGGUCCCCACCUGGGAGGCGUCGGGAGAGCCGAGUGGUGCCGGGGACCCUGGGAGCGAGCACUGGGGGGGUGGCAGCCCCGUGCGCUGGGCCCCACCGCUGCAGGCAGGGGAUGCCAUCGUGGCACCCCUGGAGAUGGAAACCACCAUGGCAGGUGCUGGCACUGGGGCUUGGCAAGACAGCAGCACAGCCAUGGCCAUGGCAGAGGAGCCGCUUGUCGCCUGGCGAGGACAUGAGGCUGAAGACCAGGACAGCCACAAAGGGGGGACCUGGCUGCCCCACGGCUCUGUGCUGGGGACACCAGGCCCCAAGGUGCCCACGCAUAUGGGCCUGGGCUCCUCGGGGCCGCCCUGGGCAGGGCAGGGUCCGUCCCCAGCCGGGCAGAGUGCUGCCGGGACAGUCAGCACCCCCGGCCCUUGGCCAACCGUGUCUACCAUCGCCCUGACCCCCAUGUCGGCAGUGGGGACAGGGACGGGGACAGCAGAUGGCCUUGCAGAGGGACAGCCGGUGGCACGGGGACCCACAGCAGCCCCAGGCCUCACUCAGGGCACACCACUCACUCCAGCUAGCAGCCAGCUGGCCCUGCUGGGCACUGUCCCCGUCCCCCACCCCACACGCAUGGGACCAGCCCAGGGUCCCCACGCCAGCCCUGGCUCCAUGGAGCCAGUGGGCAGACAGGGGGCUCUGGGAGGGCCCCUCAGCCCCUUCCCAGCUCUGCCCAGCUCUGCCCCACAGCUGCUCCCCUCAGCCCCAUCCUGGGGGUUGUCCGAGCCCUGGACCCGGGUGCUCCAGACCCACCAGCGCAGCACCCGCAGGGCCCCACUCAGCCGCGCCACUGCCAGCCCUGGGGACACGGCCCCUCGCACAGACGCCGGGCUGACCGGGCAGCAGGGAUCCCAGCCCACCCGAAGAGCUGCCCUCAGCACCAGCCCCGUGCAGCCACCUGCCUCCAGCACAGCCCCCCCCAGCACCCCCGGCACAGGGCUGCUGCCUGAAGAGGACGUCGGCUCUCCACAGCGAGUCCGGGGUGCUGUGGGCGCUGUGAGCACCCCGAACGCUACCAAAGCCAUCCCACAGCCAACGGCACCUUCUGCCACAGGGACACCCGGGACCAGACGCUCAGACCCCCUGGGGACACAGCCCCCCACCCAUGGCACUGCAGCCCCCUCAUCCACGUGGCGGCAGGCAGGGCUGACACCACAGCCAGCACCCCGGCAUCCAUCCACGCUGCAGCCGCAGCCCAGCCGGCCCCCCCAGGCACCGGGGACCAACAGGACCGGGCUGCAUUGGGCCGAGCUGCGGCACCAGCUCGGCUUCUCCUGGGAGGCCCAUGUCUACGGGGUGGCUGCCAUCUUCCUGCUGCUGGCACUGGGCUGCCUGGCUGGGCUGGUGGGGGCGGCCACCCUGCGUCCGCCUCAUUUACCCCAUGUUUUAGGAGCCCAUGGGGUGCUGCUGGCCGCCUGCCUGCUGCGGGCCACCUUCCUGCUGCUGGACCCCUACGGGGCACGGGGCCGCCUGCCCCCCCGGGCCCUGCUGCUGCUCAGCACAGCCCCCUUUCCCCUGCUGCUCAGCACCUUUGCCCUCCUGCUCCAGCGGCUCCAGCGCCUGGCUCAGCUCCGGCUGCUGCCGGCCCAGCUGCGGGGGCUGCCGGCACUGGGAGCCGCCGCCGCCCUGCAGAGCGGGGUGCUGGGGGCGGCCGACCUGCUCCCGCCCCGGCUGGGCCCCGCUGCCGCGCUGGGGCUGCAGGCGCUGGGCUGUGGGGCAGGGGUCCUGCUGCUGCUGGGGGGGCUCUGGGGGUGCUGGCGGGUGCUGCAAGUGCCCCAGGAAGGGUCUGGGGGUGGUGGGGGGCCAUGGCCACGGCGGGGGGCCUGGGCGCUGCUGGUGGCCGCGGCGGUGGGGCUGCCGGUCUGCGGGCUGCAGUUCUACAGCGCCCUGUGGCUGCGGGGGGUCCUGGCCUCCCCCCAGCACUUCUCCCGGCCUGGCUGGGCGGCACAGCUCUGGCUGCGGGUCGGUGAGCUGGGCAUGGCCCUGGCACUGCUGCUGGCUGCUGCCGAGCCGCUGUGCUGCCGGUGCCGCCGGCGCAGCCCGGCCGGCCACUCCUGCUGGGCCAAGGCGCUGCGGUACUUCUGUGCCAGCCGCAAAGCUGAGGCACCCGAGUACCCCAACAACUGCUACGACUGGGCUGGCAGCACCGGCAGCACCGGCCUGGAGCGGGCGCCAACCGGCGACAUCUCGAAAAGCCUCAUUCGCAACCCGGCGGAGCAGCUGCCCCUGCGGGCGCUCAAGGACAGCAACGAGGCCUGGGCGGCCGCUGCCGGCACUGCCGGGAUGCCGGGGCUCAGCCCCAAGUGCCCCAACUUGGUGGCCGCCCGCUCGUGCGCCGCCUUCGAGCAGGGCUCGUCCCCCUCGCUGGGGGAGCUGGCCUUCCGCCCGCCGUCCCCCAUCGACCUGCGCCGCAGCAUCGACCAGGCGCUCUGCCGCCGGCACCUCCUGCAUGACAGCCUCUUCAGCCGGCCUCGCCGCGGCUCUGGCACCUCACUGCACUCCCCGACCCCCGCCGAGACCCCCGGCCUGGGACACAUGGCACGCUGCAGCUCGCUGACGGAGCUGCCUGGCCCCCGACAGCCGCUCAGCACUGUCACCGUCACUGUCACCGCCUCAGCCAGCUCGUUGGACAGCAGCUCGCUGAAGAUCAGCUGGAACCCCUGGCGCCACGGGCUGUCCUCCCCAGACAGCCUGCCCCUGGACGAGGCGCCCAGCCGGGCCCCCCUCCUGGUGCCCGCUGUGCCCCCCGGCUGGGAGCGCGAUGGUCCCCGCAGCUUCCCAGCCCUCAGCAAGGCAGUGGACGCCCGCAGCCUCUCCAGCGACACCAUCGAGCUCUGAGCUGGGGAGACACGGGGCUGGGCAGAGACUGGAGGGCGCAGGGGGAUGAACCCAGUGUGGGGGUCUGGAGGCCUGAACCCGCACCCCCGUGGGGCCGGGCAGGAGCAGGGAGCUGGGCUGGGCCAGCUCCGUUUGUGCCAAACCAGAGAAAUAAAGUUUAUGUUGGGA